AUGGCAACAAAGGGCAUUGAAGUGAAUGAGCUGGCCCUCGAGAGUCCUGCUCAAAAGAGCCCUGUGUCUGAACAGGACCUUCACAGUAGCCCAGUGUUUUCUGAAAAGCACAUCCAGACACACACAGUCGACGGCAUCGAAUUAGAUACCCCUCCUACACCUCCACAGACGCAUCGCAAUGUACAGGGUCGGCCAGAGGUGUUCUCAUCCACAAUUGUGGAAAUACUCUGCAUCUUUCUUAUGGCUCUGGCUACCAUGCUGGAGUCCAUUUCCAUUGGGGCUCUUCUAGUAGCCCUUGAGGACGUGUCUGCUGCCUUCAAGGUCGAUGGAGGAGAGCUUUCCUGGACUCUGUCUGCUUUUUCCCUCGGUACCGGCUCGUCUCUUCUCAUUAUGGCAGGUAUCGCAGACGCUUUUGGACGUAAGAAGGUGCUUCUUGCAGGCUAUGGAGUGUUUGCUCUGACAUCUCUCAUUUCGGGGUUUGUCAGAAACGACAUAGCGUUUGAUGUUCUAAGAGGACUUCAGGGUCUGGCUACCGGUGCUGCUGUUCCUGCUGCUAUCGGUAUCCUUGGCUCUCUCUACCGAAAGCCCAGCCGACGAAAGAACUACGCCAUGGCCUGUUUUGCAGCAGGCGCACCUAUCGGGUUUGUUUGUGGACUUGUCAUUGGCGGAAUAUGUGCCGAGUUCAUUGGCUGGAGAGGUAUCCUCUUCUUUCUAGCCAUCAUCUACGCUAUUGCAUGUAUCGGAGUCUUCUUCGUGGUCCCUGCUGACGCGCCUCUGACUCUCAAAGAGGCUAAAGAAAAGAUGCUUGUACAGGAUUACGGAGGAGCGUUCCUCUGCCUCACAGGCUUCACUCUGUUUGUGUUUGCAAUGACACAGGCCGAUGCGGCUCCUGAAAAGUGGAACACGCCCUACAUCAUUGCUCUCAUCGUUCUUGGGGGCGUCUUCAUUGGGGUGUUCGUGGUGUACGAAUGUUACGUUCCAACCAACCCCAUCAUGCCUCCUCACAUCUGGAAAUGUGUAGGCUUCCCCAUUUGCAUGGCCUGCUCAGCUCUGGGAAUUUCCACCUUUCUGGGAACCAACCAAUUCUUCAUGACUAUGUACUUCCAGAAGGUCAAGGGCACAGGACCCAUUCUUACAACUGCUUACUUUGUUCCUAUGGCCAUUGCAGGGGUCUGUGUAAACAUAUUUGCAGCCAUGACUCUCCACAUCAUUCCAGGGCGCAUUCUCAUGAUCAUGGCGCAGUGUGGUUUCCUAGGGGCAUCUCUUCUCAUGGCCUUCACGAAGCCCACAACCAUCUUCUGGGCCCUCCCCUUUCCAGCAGAGAUUCUGUCAGUUCUUGGUGCCGAUCUGGUCUACAACGUGUCUACUCUUCUGACCAUCAAUUCAGUAGGUGAAGAGCUGCAGUCUAGAGCAGCCGGUAUCUUCAACACCAUCACCAUGCUGUCUGCUGCCGUGUCUCUCGGUGCCUCCAGUUCGAUUGUUUCCACCAAGAUCGUGGACGAGAAGACAGCGACCAAGCAGGAGUUCAAUGACGGGUACCACUACGCUUUCUGGUUCUCCGUUGCCUGUGCAGGGGCAGGUCUGAUUCUCAGUUUCUUCUUGAAGCUGGGUGUGACUGGAGGAGACGAGAAGCUUGAGGAUGAAGAGAGCGAGUAG
Yarrowia lipolytica CLIB122 is the source of this 1656-nucleotide messenger RNA. RefSeq lists its product as uncharacterized. NCBI's taxonomy places the organism in Eukaryota, Fungi, Ascomycota, Dipodascomycetes, Dipodascales. The record is from RefSeq and is a predicted model, not a curated record. Gene Ontology annotation, cellular component: membrane. Gene Ontology annotation, molecular function: transmembrane transporter activity. Gene Ontology annotation, biological process: transmembrane transport.